Messenger RNA from Strongyloides ratti, 2775 nucleotides. RefSeq names its product Leucine-rich repeat and Leucine-rich repeat, typical subtype and Leucine rich repeat 5-containing protein. The transcript has 4 exons. Gene Ontology annotation, molecular function: protein binding. NCBI's taxonomy places the organism in Eukaryota, Metazoa, Nematoda, Chromadorea, Rhabditida, Strongyloididae. The coding region runs from base 1 to 2775 and encodes 924 amino acids. The record is from RefSeq and is a predicted model, not a curated record.
AUGUUUCGAAACUAUUUACUACUAACGUUACUGGUUUUUUCAUGUCGUCCUGUAUUAACGACUGAUAAUGGAUACGUUGAAUGCCCAAAUGGCUUGGAUGACGUUUGUAAAUGCUCUUAUAAUGCUGUUGGAAGUAGAAUUGAGUGUCCUGGUACUGAUCCACGUGAAAUUAUUACCCGAUUAAAAAAUAAUUAUAUUCAUGUUUUAAUAAUAGAGAAUUGUAACAUUCCGAAAAUUCUACCACCUUUACCAGCAGGAAGAAUUAGAUCUCUUGAAUUAUCACAUUGUAAUUUGGAAGAAGCCAGUAUUGGAGCUUUUACUUUACUUUCUAGUGAAUUGAAGGAGCUCCAUUUGAAUAAUAAUCAAUUUAAAAAAUUCCCAAAUCUAGGAAUUCUACCAAAAUUAAUAUCAUUGAAUUUAUCUAACAAUAGCAUAUCCCAUGUCGAGCCAAAUGUUUUUUCGGGACUUAAGGGUGUUCGAAGUCUUCGUCUUAAAAAUAAUUUGCUACAAAACCUUUCGUCGAAUGCAUUCAACGAUAUUAGGAAAUCAAUAAGUAUUCUUGAUUUACGUGGGAACAAGAUUUCCAACACAUCAUCAUUCUUCAAAAAAAAUAUGACUUCACUUGAUGGUUGUAAAAAUUUGAUUGAACUUCGAUUAGUUUAUAAUAUGAUUCAAAGUUUUACAUCAGAAGCUUUUGGGAGUGAUACACAGUUAAAAAAACUUUACUUAGGAGGAAAUCAUCUAAAUUCUACUCAUAUAUCAAAUUGUAAAGGAUUUAAUCAACUUGAGUUUCUAGAUAUAAGUCAUAACAAAAUUGAGAAAAUCCCUGAAUUUUAUGGUUUUCCUAAUGUGUCAAUUGUGAAGUUAGAAAAAAAUAUGAUUGCCGAGAUUAAGAAAGCUAGUUUUAAAGGAUGUUCAAAUGUAAACGCAUUGUUUUUGGAUGGUAAUGUUAUAAAUAAAAUUGAGGACGAUUCAUUUAUUGGACUCAAUAACUUAACGGUACUUGGAUUAGGGGAUAAUUUGAUUACUAAAUUUACAAAAAGAUCUCUUAAUGGUGUAAAGAGACUUAAAAAGUUAAAUCUUAGAAAAAAUUCACUAACAGAAAUAGGUGAAGAAACAUUUAGAGAUACUUUGGAGUUAUCCGCUAUCGACUUGUCAAGUAAUGAUAUAAAUAAAAUACCUAGAAAAUUGUUCCACAGACUCCCGAAAUUGGAUUAUAUAGAUUUAUCAAAGAAUCGUAUAACUGUAAUCGAAGCUAUGUCUUUUGACAAUAAAGUUUCGAAUAUUCUUUUAACUGAAAAUCCAUUACACUGUGAUCAAAAUAUGGAAUGGUUCAUGAAUUUUAUAUCAACUUUAUCUAUUCGUACAGCUCCAGUCAAAUCUCAAGAAGCUAAAUGUGUCUUUCCGGAAAAAUUUGUUGGUAAGGGAUUAAAAGAAGUUGUUAUUAUGAAAGCGAAUGAUACAAUUACAAGAUCUCUGGCUCCAUUUAAUUCACCACCAGCAAUUGCUGGUGCUAAUGUUCUAGGAAGUCUUUUUCCACCUGGUUCUGCUGGUUUACCAAUGAUGAGUCACAGUGUUCAAAGUAUGCCAGUUGUUGGAGCAUUAUCUAGAAUUAUUCCUGGUAUUAAAGAAACUACUGCCAAAGAAGAUAUAUGGAGAAAUUUAUUGGGACGUGGUAAUAAAAAUACUGAUCAAUUAAAUUCAGCAAUUGAAGAGUUUGUUAAUCCAAUAACACGUAUGGCUGGUGGUGAUGCAUUACCAUCAGAUAUUGAAAGUUUAGUACAGGCAGUUCCAAAAAUGGUUGUACAUGCAACUGAAGAGAAUGCAUCUUCAGGAGGUAAACAUUUUAAUAUAUCAUCAUUACCUCCAAAUGUCCUUGAACAUUUACUUAAUGGUGGUUCUAUACCAGGUGUAGAAAGAGAUGUAAUGGAUGAUUUAAUUAGAAAAAAUUUUAAUAGAAUUAUAGUUGCUAUAGAAAAAUUGAGAAAUGGUACGGGUACUGAAGAAGAUGUAGCAAGAAUUAUUCCACCUUUUGAAAAAUUACCACCAUCAGUGGUAAGAAAAUUUAUAGCUGGUGAUGAUGUAAAGUUUGUUGAUGAAUAUGGAAUGGAUUUAAUAAGGAAUUAUUAUCUUGAGCGUCUUCCAAUUGAUUUUGACGAUCUAUAUGGUGAUGAAGAUGAAGAAAAGAAGGAGAAUUACUUAUUUAAAACACCGUUUGCUAGAAAGAUCUUUAAGUUAUUACCAAAAGGAUAUAAUAUUAGUAAGAUUCCUAAGAAUGUACUUGAGACAAUUGUUUCUGGAGGUGUUCCAGAUUUUAGAGAUUUACCAUUAGAUCUCCAGGAACACUUUAAAGAACAUAGUUCUGAUUUAGUAAGAAUUUUUGAAUCGGAAAACAAAUCAAUUGAUUUAUUAAUGAGUAAAUUACCUAAUUUUGAUAAAUCUCAUUUGGAUCGAGUAGAAACAUAUGAUAUUUCUAAAUUAUCAGCAAACGUAGUGGAUCAAAAAGAAUAUACUUCAUGGAAAGAGACUGUUUUUUACACAACAUUAAUAUUAUUAGGAAUUAUAUCAUUUUUAGCAAUAUGUUACAUAACAUAUUUGGCAAUAAGAAUAUACCGUGGUCAGUAUCCCCCUAGAAAGAAGGAAGGUACAAAAGCAAAAAAUAAUCAAUCAGCAUUACCUCGUGUUGUUUUUACACCAAAUCACCAUUCAACACCACGUGGUGUUUUCUCUUCGGCUCGUCAACGUUUCUCUGCUGAAAGAUUUGAAAGACAAUAA